Molecule: messenger RNA, 1847 nt
Organism: Cavia porcellus (domestic guinea pig)
Lineage: Eukaryota; Metazoa; Chordata; Mammalia; Rodentia; Caviidae
Gene: Bloc1s5
Product: biogenesis of lysosomal organelles complex 1 subunit 5
Exons: 5
Coding region: 44-610 (188 amino acids)
Cellular component (GO): BLOC-1 complex; transport vesicle
Source: RefSeq, a predicted model, not a curated record
UGCGCAUGCGCAACGAGGCAGCGGGUGGGCGGAGCCGGUCAGGAUGAGUGGCGGAAGGACAGAGACCCCUGUGGGCUGUGAGGCUGCCCCGGGCGGCAGCGGCGGCAAGAAAAGGGACUCACUGGGGACUGCGAGCUCAGCGCACCUCAUUAUCAAGGAUCUUGGAGAGAUUCAGUCAAGGCUUUUGGAUCACCGACCAGUUAUUCAAGGUGAAACUCGGUACUUUGUAAAAGAAUUUGAAGAAAAACGCGGUCUUCGGGAAAUGCGAGUUCUUGAAAAUCUGAAGAACAUGAUCCUUGAAACAAAUGAGCAGACUCUUCCCAAAUGCAGAGACACAAUGGAGGGCAGCUUGAAGGAAGUUCUCCAGAGACUGCAAGCAGCAAAUGACUCCGUUCGUAGACUCCAACAGAGAGAACAGGAACAAAGAAAGACCUACAGUGACCACGUAGUGGCUGGUGAGAAGCGGCGGCAGCUCCAGUGGGAGGAGCUCCUGGAGGCGCAGCUGCACCGCCGGGCGGAGGUGGACGAAGAGCACCGCAGAGCCGUGGAGAGGCUCAGGGAGCAGUACGCCGCGAUGGAGAAGGACCUUGCCAGGUUCUCGGCCUUCUAGGACCGGCCACAGCCGUGGCGGGUGAGGACGCGCUGACUUCCGCCUCUCACAGACUUGGACGGAGGAUUCAGCGGCCUCUUGUGUCAGCAGAGAGCGCCCGUCAUGCCCGUUUAAGUGCCUACGGUGAUCUGUGUGAAUGGGGAGCUGGGAGGAAAAACGAGAUCUGCUGACUCUGUUAAUCAGAAUUGGUUUUCUUUUGCAGUGUGUAGCUCAGAGACCUGUGAGCACAGUCUUCCUGGAAAGAUACUGUGAUCCGUGCUCAUGCAGGGUUAAUUAGUUUAUCACUGACGCCCGAAGGGCAGCUGCUGUCCUAGCUUCCCUGGCUGAGAGGGAGAAGUGUGCCUGGAGCAUCAUUCCGUGAGUGAUGUCGCACAAACGGCCGGCCUUGGAGGGAGGGAAGCGGCAGAGCCUUGUCCCCGCUGACACAGAGCCGGCAGGGGCACGCUGAACCGCCUCUUGGCGGAGUCUGCAGGUUUUGCCGUGCAGCGCGGUGCCGUGCCUUUCCCCGGGCAAUCAGACACAUGUGUUAAGGGUUGUGGCCUUCUAGGCCUUAAUAUUUUCAUCUCUUGAAAUGUGCUUAGGAUGAAAAGUUUACCAAAAAUACAUUUUGACUUUUAGCCUUUGCAAGAACCAUAGUCUUUCCCAACUAUUUACCUCAUUUCCAUGUCUGUUUUGCUGGGGGUAAGAGUGUAACAUACACAAUGUCUGUAUGCGUUUCAAGUGUUCAAUGAGCAAUCAGCAAACUCGGCCCAGAAGUCUCUCUGAGCCAUAGAAAGAUUCUGGCUCCCAGUGAACCAGAAGUGUUCGUCCGCGUGGCAAAUGAUGCGUGUUAAGUGUAAAUCCCUUUCAGUGUUAGCCUCUGAGCUCACCAGCAGGUGUAUUGUGAUGAAACCUGUACCACCUCUCAUCACUGUGAUCUCUGAAAUCUGCAUUAGCAGUCUGAGGGAAGAGCUAAGUUGUUUUUUUAAUUUGCCAUAAACCGAGCAAAAGUAAAUGCAAUAAUCACGAGAUUUAUGGCAAAUUAAUUUACAUUAUGGAUAAAUCUAUUUAGUAUUUUUAUUGCUGUUCAUUAAAGAAAGGCAUAAAAAACAUAUCCAGUUCUCUUGUGUUAAUCUCUGUGUUGCGAAUGCAGAAAAUUCACAAUGCUCGCCUGUGUGAAUGUAUGGCUUACUGUCAAAGCUUCAUUCUUGGUUGCAUGUUGAAAAUGUGAUUAAAGUUAAUAGAGGAGAUGAAAUAA